This is a messenger RNA of Hyalella azteca, 3556 nucleotides long. RefSeq names its product splicing factor 3B subunit 3-like (gene Sf3b3). Gene Ontology annotation, molecular function: protein binding; U2 snRNA binding. The transcript is spliced from 21 exons. The record is from RefSeq and is a predicted model, not a curated record. Gene Ontology annotation, cellular component: U2 snRNP; nucleus. Lineage: Eukaryota; Metazoa; Arthropoda; Malacostraca; Amphipoda; Hyalellidae. Gene Ontology annotation, biological process: mRNA splicing, via spliceosome.
AAUAGAGUUUAGAUGUUCUUGUAUAAUUUAACUCUUCAGCGUGCCUCUGGCAUCACGCAUGCCGUGCAUGGCAACUUCUCGGGGUCACGCAGCCAAGAGCUGGUUGUGUCCCGGGGCCGUUCUCUGGAGCUCCUCAGGCCAGACCCCAACACUGGCAAGGUGAAUUUAUGAUAUUUUCGACAACAUUUUGGUUAUUAUUUAAAUUUGAUUUCCCUUUCAGACUACAUUGUGGUUGGAUCGGACUCAGGCCGUAUUUCUAUCCUUGAAUACAAUGCUGCCAAGAACCAGUUCGACCGAAUACACUUGGAAACUUUCGGCAAGAGUGGCUGCCGCCGCAUUGUGCCGGGCCAAUACCUUGCUAUUGACCCCAAGGGGCGAGCUGUCAUGAUAGGUGCUGUGGAGAAGCAAAAGCUUGUGUACAUCCUAAACAGAGACGGACAAGCACGUCUGACCAUCUCAUCGCCCCUGGAGGCGCACAAGAGCAACACUCUCGUGUAUCACGUCGUGGGUGUCGACGUGGGCUUCGAGAACCCACUCUUUGCCUGUCUGGAAAUAGAUUAUGAGGAGUCGGACACAGACCCCAGUGGGGAGGCAGUACACCGCACGCAGCAGACCCUCACCUUCUAUGAGCUAGACCUCGGGCUGAACCACGUCGUCCGCAAGUACCACGAGCCUCUCGAGGAGCACGCAAACUUCCUUAUCGCCGUGCCCGGCGGCAACGACGGACCAUCAGGCGUGCUUGUUUGUUCUGAGAACUACAUCACUUAUAAGAACCUGGGGGACCAGCCUGACAUCCGCUGCCCCAUCCCACGCAGGAGGAACGAUUUGGACGACCCAGAGCGCGGCAUGAUCUUCAUCUGCUCGGCCACUCACAAGACGCGCACCAUGUUCUUCUUCCUGGCACAGACCGAGCAGGGCGAUAUCUUUAAGAUCGCACACCUUGGAGACGAUGACGACGAGCCGGAGUUCAGCUCCAUCAUGCCCCUGGAGGAGGGCGACACUUUCUUCUACGGCCCCCGCGCGCUGCUCAAUCUCGUGCUCGUAGACGAGCUCGACUCCCUCUCACCCAUCAUGGCUGCUCAGAUCGCCGAUUUGGCGAACGAGGACAGCGUGCAGGUUUACGCAGCCUGCGGGCGCGGUGCACGCAGCAGCCUGCGCGUCCUGCGGCACGGUCUGGAGGUCGCAGAGAUGGCCGUGUCUGAGCUGCCGGGCAACCCUACGGCCGUGUGGACCGUUAAGCGCAGGGCUGAAGACCAAUACGACGCCUACAUCAUCGUAUCGUUCCCCAACGCUACGCUGGUGCUCAGUAUUGGCGAGACCGUCGAGGAGGUCACAGACUCGGGCUUCCUGGGCACCACACCGACGCUCGCCUGCUCCCAGCUCGGCGAGGACGCCCUUGUGCAGAUUUACCCGGACGGUAUCCGGCACAUCAGAGCGGACCGGCGGGUGAACGAAUGGAAGGCGCCGGGCAAGAAGACGAUCGUGCGAUGCGCUGUCAACCACCGGCAGGUCGUCAUCGCCCUCACUGGGGGCGAGAUCGUCUACUUUGAGAUGGAUCCUAGCGGGCAGCUGAACGAGUACACGGAGCGCAAGGAGAUGAAGAGUGACGUGAUCUGCAUGGGCGUGGGACGCGUGGCGGCGGGGGAACAGCGCUGUCGCUUCCUGGCCGUCGGUCUGGCGGACACCACCGUCAGGAUAAUCUCCCUGGACCCUAACGACUGCCUGACAGUGCUGGGCAUGCAGGCGCUACCUGCGCUCGCUGAGAGCCUCAGUAUCCUGGAGAUGGGAGGCGGUGACGUGGGCGCUGAGGGGGAGACGCUCCAGCCCCAGCACUCGACGCUCUACCUCAACAUUGGCCUCCAGAACGGAGCGCUACUGCGCACAGUGCUGGACUCGGUGACGGGCGACAUGUCGGACACGCGGUCCCGCUACCUCGGCCCCAAGCCCGUCAAGCUCUUCAGGAUCUCCAUGCAGGGAUCUGAGGCCGUGCUGGCCAUGUUGUCGCGCUCCUGGCUCUCCUACUACUACCAGAACCGCUUCCACUUGACGCCCCUGAGCUACGAGAGCCUCGCCUACGCCUCAGGCUUCUCAUCAGAACAAUGUCCUGAGGGCAUCGUCGCCAUCAGCGAAAACACGCUGCGUAUUCUCGCCCUCGAGAAGCUGGGCGCUGCAUUCAAUCAGGUGUCUCACCCUCUCGAGUACACACCCCGCAAGUUCGUCAUUCAUCCAGAGAGCAGCCACCUCGCCAUCAUUGAGACGGACCACAACUGCUACACGGAGGAAACCAAACGGCAGAGGAAGCUGCAGAUGGCUGAGGAGCUUCGUGAGGCAGCGGGGGAGGAAGAGGCAGAGGUGGCGGAGAAGAUGGCGGAGGCUCUGCUGUCGGAGCAGCUGCCGGACUCUGUGUUUGGGUCGCCCAAGGCAGGACCCGGCAUGUGGGCCUCCCUGCUGCGGGUCAUGGAGCCCAUCCAGGGCACCACGCUGCACCUGCAGCGAUUUGAGCAGAACGAAGCCGCCUUCAGCAUCAACAUCGUGAAAUUCAUCAAUCACAGCGACCCUGACCAGCCGUUCCUUCUCGUCGGCACCGCCAAGGACUACAUCCUGUCACCACGGCACGUCGACAGAGGUUACAUCUACGUCUACAGGUUCGUGAAGGAAGGCAGCGGGCUGGAGUUGGUGCACAGAACGGAGGUCGAGGACGUGCCCACCGCAAUCUGCCCCUUCGGGGGACGAGUGCUCAUCGGUGUUGGCAAGCUCCUCAGGAUAUACGACCUGGGCAAGAAAAAACUCCUCAGGAAGUGCGAGAAUAAACACAUUCCAAAUCUGAUCGUGGAUAUCAAGAGUCGCGGAGAACGCGUGAUCGUGUCAGACGUGCAGGAGUCCGUGUUUUAUUUACGCUACAAGCGCCACGAGAACCAGCUCAUCAUCUUCAUGGAUGACACAAACCAACGCUGCAUCACCACAUCAAUUCUACUCGAUCACGACACCAUUGCCUGCGCUGACAAAUUUGGCAACAUUGCAGUGAUCCGUAUUGGAAGUGACGUGUCCGACAACGUUGAUGAAGACCCCACGGGUAAUAAAGCGCUGUGGGACCGAGGUCUGCUCAAUGGUGCUUCUCAAAAGGCUGACGUUGUGGCAAAUUUCCACGUGGGAGAGACAGUGAACACGUUGGAGAAAGCAACACUCAUCCCAGGCGGCAGCGAGAGUCUCGUCUACACAACUUUGAGUGGCACAAUCGGCGUCUUGGUGCCUUUCACCUCCCGCGAGGACCACGAGCUCUUCAUGAACCUUGAAAUGCACAUGCGUUCUGAGCACCCACCGCUUUGUGGCAGAGAUCAUCUUUCCUUCAGAUCUUACUUUUUCCCAGUCAAAAAUGUUAUUGACGGCGAUCUGUGCGAGCAGUUCAACCUGGUAGAAUCUACCAAGCAGCGAAGCAUUUCUGAUGAUCUCGACAAAACUCCAAGCGAGCUUUCCAAAACUCUUGAAGACAUCAGGACAAAAUAUGCUUUCUAAGCAAAAACCAUGUACAACUAUAGCAUUAAAACAUUUCUUUCUA